Penicillium oxalicum is the source of this 264-nucleotide messenger RNA. Its product is annotated as splicing factor 3B subunit 5 family protein. The record is from RefSeq and is a predicted model, not a curated record. NCBI's taxonomy places the organism in Eukaryota, Fungi, Ascomycota, Eurotiomycetes, Eurotiales, Aspergillaceae. Gene Ontology annotation, cellular component: precatalytic spliceosome; U2 snRNP. The coding region runs from base 1 to 264 and encodes 87 amino acids. Gene Ontology annotation, biological process: mRNA splicing, via spliceosome. The transcript has a single exon.
AUGGCCGAUAAACUCCGCACUCUCCAGAAUCUCGAGGCUUUACAAGCUCGCUUCGUCGGUACUGGUCACGCCGACACGACCAAGUACGAGUGGCUGUCCAAUAUCAAGCGCGACAGCUGUGCCUCUUACGUCGGUCAUAACCCGCUCUUGUCGUACAUGGCCGUUGGUAUGGGUGAAUCCAAGGAGAAAGUGCGCAUCAAGAUGAUGGAGAAGAUGGUGAGAGGUGCAGGUAAUCCGCCAGAGGUAUGUCUUGACUAUCCAUGA